Molecule: messenger RNA, 1500 nt
Organism: Phragmites australis (common reed)
Lineage: Eukaryota; Viridiplantae; Streptophyta; Magnoliopsida; Poales; Poaceae
Product: peroxidase 2-like
Exons: 2
Coding region: 170-1201 (343 amino acids)
Biological process (GO): hydrogen peroxide catabolic process; response to oxidative stress
Cellular component (GO): plant-type cell wall; plasmodesma
Molecular function (GO): peroxidase activity; heme binding
Source: RefSeq, a predicted model, not a curated record
AGCAGGGAUCGAGGCCAAUAUAAACCACGCACUCCCUACCACGCUCCAGCCAACCCAACCGAGAUCGAUCCAUCAGGGGACUCCCGAUCGACUCCACUGCACACACGGUGCACCACCAGCCACAAGUGCAGCUAGCUAGGUGCGUAUCUAGAGCAAAAAAAAGGCGACGAUGAAGGUGUCGGCGGCGGCGGUGGUGGUGGCGCUGUGCGCGGCGACGGCGCUGCUGGCGCCGGCGGCGGAGGGCACCGGCAAACUCAAGGUGGGCUACUACAAGAAUACCUGCCGCGGCGUGGAGAGCGUCGUCAAGUACCACGUCGCCAAGGCCAUCAAGGCCAACCGCCGGAGCGGCGCCGCGCUCGUCCGCCUCAUCUUCCACGACUGCUUCGUCAGGGGCUGCGACGGCUCGGUGCUCCUGGACCCGACCCCGGCGAACCCGCACACGGAGAAGACGGCGCCGAUCAACAUCGGGCUGGCGGCGUUCGAAGUGAUCGACGAGAUCAAGGCGGCGGUGGAGGAGCAGUGCCCGGGCACGGUGUCCUGCUCUGACAUCCUGGUGUACGCAGGCCGCGACGCGGCCAGCAUCCUGAGCAACGGCCACGUGCACUUCGAGCCGCCGGCCGGUCGCCUGGACGGCGUGGCCUCCUACGCCGCCGAGGCGCAGCGCGACCUCCCGGACUCGACCUUCACCGUCCAGGAGCUGAUCCGCAACUUCCGGCGCAAGAACUUCACGGUGGAGGAGCUCGUCAUCCUCUCCGGCGCGCACGCCGUCGGGGUGGGCCACUGCUCGUCCCUCCGCGCGCGGCUGACGGCGCCGCCGGACCAGAUCGUGCCGGCGUACCGGAACCUCCUGGCGGGGAAGUGCGCGGCGGGUCCCGACCCCGUGGUGCCGAACAACGUGCGCGACGAGGACCCCGCGGCCGUGGCGGCGGCGUUCCCGUCGUUCCUGAAGAAGCUGCGGAAGACCAAGGACUUUCUGGACAACAGCUACUACCACAACAACCUGGCGCGGAUCGUGACGUUCAACUCGGACUGGCAGCUGCUGACGGAGAAGGAGGCGCUGGGGCACGUCAAGGAGUACGCGGAGAACGGGACGCUGUGGGACGAGGACUUCUCCGACGCGCUCGUCAAGCUCAGCAAGCUGCCCAUGCCGCAUGGCAGCCAGGGACAGAUCAGGAAGCACUGCCGCUUCGUCAACUACUAGCAGCCGCCGGCCCGGCCAUCCAUCCAUCCAUCCAUCCAUCCAUCCAUCUCCAGUUAAUGAAUGCGGCUAAAUUGUGAUUAUUUGACUGAUCGGUUCAUUUGAUUGUUCAUGUUGUUGUUCUACGUGUGUUUUUUUGGUGGUGGGAUUGAUUGAUUUGUUGCAUCUUCUUGUAUGGAGAGAACAGAGGGGGGAAGGGAGUUGAUGCAUGCGUUGUAUGGUUUGUACUUUGGACAUUUUGCUGUCCAGUUUCAUGUAAUAAUAAGGAUGAUUAAAGAAAGUAAUUUAAGUUGGAAAUACAA